CUAAAAUGGCUCUUUUGAUAGUUAAGGUUGCCGACCCCUGGCUUAGUACAAAAAAGUUUAGCUUAUCAUCAUGUGUAGGCAACAGCACUAUUUAAAAUGUUGGUUUAACAAAAUAUAGAUAGCUUUCUGUUAUAAAUAUGUAGGCCUUACGUACAUAGGCCUAGACUAAAAUGUAUUACAGGUUAGAAUUUAUUUGUAGAGCACAGUCUCAUACAAAAAAAAUAAGAGAAAUUGCUUCAGAGAAUGAUAAAACAGUAGAAAUCAAUCCUCAAGUGAUUCAUAGAACAUAAGUUAAAAUCAGAAAUCCACUUUGUGCCAGUGAUACAUUAUUGAUCCUGCUGAUACAGUAGCAGAGUUUACGAGCAGCAUUGAAGGCAUCUUCUGGAGCCUGCGCAUUGUCCACAUCCGGACCUGUCACGUGUCAAAACAAACGUGCUAGUGUUCCUGGCUAAAGUUUUCUCUUUUCUGCUCUGCGUUUAUCUGACUUUAUAACAUACUAUCCGACAUUCAGAUACAUGCAACAGUUUCAGUAGUUAACCUCAGACACGUUCAUUAAAAACAACACAGUGGUUCUAUACAGGACUCCUCAGGAUCAAUGGCGUCCUGUGUAACAGAGCUCAUCACAUGUUGUUCCAACAUCCUUCUGUCUGCCACAGCAUUGUACUCUUCUUACAGACUCUUUAAGGAUCACAGGGCUCCUUCAGUAGGCCUCCUCCUGCUUGGACUCUCUGCAGCACUUAACAUCUUGCACCCCUCCAGCAGCUCCUACCUCGCCUCUAUCCAGAGAGAAGCAGAGUGGGCCAGCGAGGUUUUGGCUCCAGCGCUGGUCUCCUUCGACUUCCUGUGGCUCAGUGAAGACCACAACACGGCACAUAUUCUCCUGUGUGGCUCCUGUCUGCUGCUGGGACUGUGUGACUGGCUCUCAGGAGAUGCUCUCACACUGAUGACACGCUGCCUCGGUUUGUCUUCCCUGUCCUGCUGCCUGACGGUGUGUCUGUUUGCCGGUAAUGCUUUAGGGGGCUUUGGCGGGGUGGCACUCAGCCUCCCGUUGCUCGUGGCUCAGAGGGUCAGAACAGACACUUUUGCUCCGCUCAUUUCUCCAGCUGCAACUGAGGGACUCAUCAAGUGGCUGUUAAAGGGCUCCAUGUCUGUUGGCUGUUGGGCCUCCACACGGGCCCUCAGCAAGUUUCUGUUGGACGUGACUGACCAUUUAGUAAAUCAGUUGACAUGAUUAGUCAGGAUCUGUGUAUAUUAAUGGUCUGUCAAGUGGUACAGAGUGACAAAACUGACCUAUGCAAAUCUAAUGUGCCUAACUUAAAACAUUUCAGGACAUUUUUGAGGAAGAUUUGAGUUGAGCUGCAUCACUAUAUUGCCGUUGCCAUUAGAACAAACAUUGUUAGGAAUUUGCCUUAAUGAGCUCAUAGUGUAACAGAACAGACAGCACAACAUACCACUAUAAACAUAAGUAACAUAUUAAAAUACAUUUAUAUUUUAACGUAAGUUUCCAGUAGUGCUGAACUGAACAGUUGAUUAAUUGAUUUGUGAAUCGUCAGGAAAAAAAAGGCAAUAAUUUAAAUUAUUUUGAAAAAAUGCCACAUAAUAGCUGAUUCCAGCUUCUCAAAUGUGAGGAUAUUCAGUUUUUCCUCUGUGUUACGUCAUUAUUAUUAUUAUUAUUAUAAAAUUACAGGCAUUCUUAACAUUUUUGUAUGCCUUGUAGAUGACUUGAUUAUUUAAUGAAUAUAAAAUAAUCAAUAGAUUAAUCAAAAAAGGGAAAACAUGUUAGUUGCAGUAUUAGUUACUAAAUUGGAGGUCACAUGCACUACAGAAUAACAUGCUUUUAUAUUUUAUAUGGAUGUUUCAGGACAGAAUACAAGCAGUUGUUAUUGAGCGAAAACAUUGGGGCUGAGAUGUAUGGAAAAAUGAAUAUGAUGAUUGCUGCUUUUCAUACAGUAUCACACUUUGUGUUUAAAAGUGAAAAAGUCAAAUCUUCUACAUGGUAAUGAAAAGUCAAACUGGAGCUGUAAUUUCCCAAGUAGUACCAAUGAAGUCCCAUAUUGUGUGUGUUACUGUAAUUUGCAUAUCUGCUAAGCAUACACCUUGGCUGAACUGAAUUUGAAUAUAAAAGCACAAGAUUAGACAAGACACAGAUACCACUGAACAAACUCAUUUGCAUGAGAGUACAUGACCACAUUUACAACUGAUGUUCCCACUGGGGCAUUCUGCCUCACUGUGAUGCAGCAAUAUCCUUUUUCAGACAUAUUGAGUGCGCUGCUGGCAUUUAUUAUACUGUUCAAUUUGAAUAUGAUGCAGCCAGCAUGUGGGCGUUUUAAUUUGAUCUUUUUUCCAAGAAUUUCCACUGACAUCCUCCGGCACAUCUCUCUAACACUUUGUGUUGUAGAUUCCAAAAACAUCCAGCUGCCUCAGAGUCCUAUUUGUUCUGCAGCCUCAGCAGUAUCACUAUUUCAAUAUCUGCAGUGGUCUAAGCUCUUACCUCAUCAUGCCCAUUUGAUACUUAUCAAUGCACUUUUUUGUAUUACCUCUUUGGUUUUUAGUGGCUGUAAUGUUAACAGGAAUGACCUCAUCUGUGAAAAUCUUUGUCCACAGUCUUGUCCUUGCCAGAUAUUCAUAUUCUUUCCAUAGAUUUGUAGUGGACACUGCAGAUUCUCUCUCAGGAUUUCAGAGUUGUGAGCAGCGGCCUCAGCAGUUUUACUGCAGUAUAACGACAAGUAUCUGUGGCCUGUGUUCCUGUUUGUGGGACAAUGGCUUUUUGUCAGACCUGCCGGGCACAGGUGACCAGGGACAUUUACAAGGCAUUUAAUCAUUUUGUACACACUUGUGAGCUAGGGGUGCCAGAAUGAUUGUGGUGCUUGUGCUUUUUUCUAAUGAUUCAUCAUUGAGUUCAUGUUGUGUUUUAAAAAUGUCACUACUUUUAUUUAUUCUUUUAUGUAAUUGCUUUUUGCACACAAAAAUUGUGAAUAUACACUACAAGAAGAUUGAGUUGACUUAAAUAAAUAAUGUAAAUGUUUAUCAAAAAAUCACUCCUGUCAUGUAAUUUCACAUUGCAUUUCAAAGAUCUCUUGGCUCAUGUUCAAGUGUUCAGCUGUUUUAGAGUCCUUGCAAACAUCUCAGUAUAUAUGUUGCAGUUUCUGAUCUCUAUGAGCACCUGGAAACCUGGCACAUCUCCUCCAACCUCUGUGUCUGGCCGCUGGUAUCAGCAUCACCCGGCUCAAUCUGUCUCCAUACCGAAUCUGUCAUUCCACCACUGCAGCGGAUCAGGAAACUGCACUGAGCAUGCUCGCGGCAGAUGCAGCCUCUAGAUGGAGCAAAGUGGAGAGGAGGAGAAAGGGGGAGGAGAGAGAACGGCAGAAAGGGAGUCACACAGGAGCUGGGAUGCUGUUGCAGCUCUGAGAACAAGGGCUGCAUGGGAAGCUUUGUCAUUGACAGCACAGAUGGAGUGUGAAAGGGGAAUACAAAUGACUGGGAUGUCAGAUCUUCAUCAUCAAAGAGGACAAGAUAUGUGAUAAGACUUGAGUGUUGCAGUAAUAUCAGGGGACUCUUGGGCGGCGUAGAGAUGUACGCCUUCUACUCCCUUUUAGUCUACAUCUUCUACACUGUCUUUAAGAAGGAGGAGGAGGAUGAAGCGUUGGAGGGAUCUUCCUCAGACGAGCCAGGACCUGUUUCCAUGGAAACAGGGAGCAGGAGGAGAGAUGGCCACACCUCCAAAAAGGGAAAAAAGGCUUAUGUUCGGCAUGGUGAAUCCAGCAGUAGCAGUGACAGUGAUGAAGUGUCUCUGAGUGAUGAAGGUGAGGAGGAUGGCCCAGACAUCCCAGCAUGCACUCCUCUGGCUGCUUUUCUGUCCUUCAAGCAGGAGACUGAGAAGAGGAGGGCCUCACAGGUGCAGCUGGAAACAACAGCAAAGUUGACGGAGUCUCCCCUGGUGGCGGUGAUGUCCCACUUGCUGACUUUUCUGGAGCAGUACUCCCACUUCCAGCAGCUGCAGCAGCAGGCCGACCAGUACCGCGUCCAGCUGAAGAGGCACCGCAUCCAGCACCGACGGCAGAUGAAGGCCCUGCGAGCCUCCUACCGCCAGCGCCUCAGGGACAAGAGCAGCAUCAUCAGCAGCCUAGAGGAGGCCAUCAGCCAGCAGCAGACCCCCAGUCCACUGAGCGAGGGUGAGUCCAGCAGUGAUGCAGGGACCCAACCCGGGGUCCACAGGCUAGUUGAGUCUCUGUACGGUCUGCAGGGUGAGAGGAGUAAGCUGAGAGGAGAACUCCGCCUGCUGCACUCACAGCUGGAGCAGAAGGAAAAGGACAGACACUCUCGUAUACAGGCCUUUCACCAGCAGAUCGAUGAGCUCAAGGGUUGCAUAGAGGAGCGCGAGGAGGAGCUGUCAAGACUGAGAACAGCCACCGGGGCCACAGACUCGGAGAAGCGGGUUCUGUGUCUGUCAGCAGAGAACGAGAGUCUGAAGCAGAACCUGAGCGUCACCCAAGGCCUCCUGCAGCAGCUGUCAGCCAUCCCGUCCCAGUCCAGCACCAUGCUCAUCAAGGAGAAUGAAAGCCUCCGCAGCAGAGUGCAGCAGCUGGAGAUGUCCCUACAGCAGCGUGCUGAUCAGCUUUCACAUCUGGAGCGACAGAGCGAACAAAGCGAGUGGAGGAGAGGAGAGGAGUUGAGGAAACGAGAGGACCGAGUGAGGGAGCUGCAGCUGGAGUUGGAUAGAGAGAGAGGGAAGGAGCCAGCGGUGAAGUAUGUCACCCAGACUGUGGAGGUGGAAUCACCGGCCACACUAAAGCAGCUGACCAAAGCCAGACAGAGGAACGAGCUGUUGUCUGAUAAGCUGUCCAAUCAGAAUGAGCGGUGCAAACAGCUGGAGGAACACAUCAGGAAGUCCGAUGAAUACAGCUGUAAUCUGCAGCACAAGAUUGCAGCGUAUGAGCUAGAAAUCAGUAAACUGAGGGAGGAGCUGUUAAAAGAGAUCGGCCACUUGGAGGAGAGGAAGGAGGAGGCUGUGAAGGCUGCAGCCACCUGCUCUGCCGAGCACUUUCAGAACCUGCAGGACCAGUUUUUCAGCUUGCAGAAACGUCUGACAGCACUCCCUCCAACUUUACGCUCCAUGAAAACCGACUACACCAGUCUGAGGAGUCAGGUUCGAAACUUCUCGGACUUUUACGGAGCAGCCAUCAGUGAUGCAAAGAAACAGAUUACAGCAGCUCUCAGUGAGAUGUCUGAAGCCAACAAAGACCUCCUGGAGAAAUAUAGGAAGGAGGUGGCACUGCGCAGGAAGUACCACGAGCAGCUGGUGGAGCUUAAGGGAAACAUCCGGGUGCUGUGUCGUGUGAAGCCUGUGCUGAAGGAGGACCAGCAUGAGGAGGGCCAGUCUGUGGUGGUGACGACGGACCCCAACAACGAGUCCUCGCUCACUGUGCUGAACAAAGGAAAGGGUCGCAUCUUUGAACUGGACAAGGUCUUCCACCCUCAGGCGUCACAGGAAGAGGUCUUUCAGGAGAUUGAGCCUCUUGUGACGUCCUGCAUCGAUGGCUACCAGGUCUGCAUAUUUGCCUAUGGACAGACUGGCUCUGGAAAAACCCACACAAUGGAGGGCAGUGUGGAGAACCCAGGCAUCAACCAGCGAGCCCUGAAACAUCUCUUCAGUGAGAUCGAGGAGAGGAAGGACAUGUGGUCUUACACGGUCACCGUCAGCUCUGUGGAGAUCUACAACGAGGUGCUAAGAGACCUGCUGAGUAAGGACGGGGAGAAACUGGACAUUAAGAUCAACCCGGACGGGACAGGACAGCUGCAUGUGCCGGGCCUCAGGGUCAUCGAAGUGAAGAGCUUUCAGCACAUCAAGAAGAUUUUAGCCACAGCCCGAAGGAACAGGAUCACCUUCGGCACUCAGAUGAACCAGCACAGCUCCCGCUCCCACGCUCUGCUCUGCAUCACCGUUCAGGGAACUGACCUCGCCACCGGCUCCAAAACCACCGGCAAGUUGAACCUGGUGGACCUGGCUGGCUCAGAGAGGGUGUGGAAGUCUGGUGCAGAGGGUGAGAGGCUGAAAGAGGCCCAGAACAUCAACCGCUCCCUGCUGUCACUGGGGGACGUCAUUCAGGCACUGAGAGCUCGGCAGACUCACAUCCCUUUCAGGAACUCCCGCCUUACGUACUUAUUACAAGACUCCCUGGGCAAAGGCAGCAAGACUGUCAUGGUGGUGCAGGUGUCUGCUCUGGAUAGUAAUGUGGGAGAGACAUUGUGCUCACUGAAGUUUGCCCAGAGGGUGUGCAAGGUGGAGCUGGGUCCUGCAGCCAGGAAGAUCGAAUCUGGUGGAGGACAGUGCGACUGACAGCCCUGUUCCCAGUGAUUACCAGGAAGCCAUGAAUGCACCAGUCAGAUUAUCACACCCUACCAAACAACCAACCAUAACGCUACAGUAUCAACAAAAUCAACAGCAAUCCUGCUCAAGGGCUAAAUCUGUGUGGCACCAUAAUGCCAGCCUCGGAUUGAGGUUCGGUAUUGAGGCCACCUCUUUGCCAUUUUCUGCUUCUGACGAGUGAUAACCUGUCAUCAUCAUCAGCUAAUCUGCAUGCAGGAGUAUUUAUUCUUCCACUCUGAGAGCCGAAACAACCUCCGACUCCCCCAAGGUCUAAGAUUAGAUGCUUCCUUGAACUACAAUAUCAGUUUCCUUUUAUUAAAUACCAAAAUCCAGGAUUUAUCUUAUCGGCUUUUCUCGCUGAUCAUCACAGUGUUUAGAGCAGCAUCACGUUCAACAAGCUUCCAGAGCCACAAUAUCAACACCUCCGUUUUUUGCAGUAUUAAUCAUGUUGCUAUAAAUGUCUGUGGUUUGUGAGCUUCAUCUCCAAUGUUGUAUAUUUUUGAAGACUGCAGUGUGUAGGAGAAUCUGUUUUGUAGUCAAAGUAUGGGCUAUUAAUCAUUUCAAUGACACUUAAGUCACAUAUUAGUGUAGUUUUUGUGAACUUUGGAAGAGCAGUGACUGAAUGCUUUCUCUCUUUCUCUUUAGAGCCUUUUGAGAACAGAGGAAAGCUGUUGAAGGGAGCAGGUGGCCUUGUAUUAAGAAGAGUGGUAAUAUAAUGAACGGUGCAAUACCCUCCUAAUCGAGGAGACAGUUUGGGCCUACGGAGACGAUAGAAGAUGCACUUUAUUGUGAAAGAAUAGGAGCGUUUCAGUUCAGAACAGGUAUUUAGGUGCUUGCAAUAGAUAUCACCAGUGAAUGUCAUACCAAAAACAGCUUAUUGUUAUCUGUUCAUCAUAUUUAUCACCCUUUGGAUCAAAGAUAAGUUGAUUCAAUAGUAGCAAGACAUUAAUUAAUGUUGCAGUAACUACCAUGAGUGCUUAGGGGUCACUUGAUGAUGACUAGAGAGUGAAUUUUCAGAUACUUUUCUGAAUAAAUAUGAUGUAUUUAAAAA
Sebastes umbrosus (honeycomb rockfish) is the source of this 7418-nucleotide messenger RNA. RefSeq names its product kinesin-like protein KIFC3. The transcript is spliced from 22 exons. The record is from RefSeq and is a predicted model, not a curated record. Gene Ontology annotation, biological process: microtubule-based movement. The coding region runs from base 3572 to 6337 and encodes 921 amino acids. Gene Ontology annotation, molecular function: ATP binding; microtubule motor activity; microtubule binding. NCBI's taxonomy places the organism in Eukaryota, Metazoa, Chordata, Actinopteri, Perciformes, Sebastidae.